Messenger RNA from Populus euphratica (Euphrates poplar), 751 nucleotides. It is a transcript of the gene RDM1, whose product is annotated as RNA-DIRECTED DNA METHYLATION 1. Gene Ontology annotation, biological process: gene silencing by siRNA-directed DNA methylation. Gene Ontology annotation, cellular component: RNA polymerase V complex; nucleus. Bases 101 to 628 code for a protein of 175 amino acids. The record is from RefSeq and is a predicted model, not a curated record. Lineage: Eukaryota; Viridiplantae; Streptophyta; Magnoliopsida; Malpighiales; Salicaceae. The transcript is spliced from 3 exons.
UCUCUUUCUCCGUCAAGCUAGUAGAAAUUUAACGGUAUUUUUUCUCACUUGCGAUUUACGCAAUUCCGUGUUGUCUGCUCAGGGUUACAUUGUAGGUGACAUGAAGAGGACAAUACCAUGGACCGACCCGGUUGAUGUUAUAUCAUCGGAUGAAUCUUCUUCCUCAGAUUCAGAUAUAGAGCUUAAUGAUGGACUUGAUGGCCAGCGGUUCUCCAAUUAUGUUACAAUCGAUCAACCCAUCAAAGAAAUGACAUCUGAGGGCGUGUUGAUUAGAAGGGCAGAAAUGUAUCAAGAUUACAUGACGCACAUCCCUAUCCCAGUACAACGUGGCUCUGCCAUCCCAUUUUCCUCAUGGGUGGGGCUAGGCAAAUCCAUCAAGCAACUAUAUCAGCAGCCCUUGCAUUACCUCACCAACAUUCUUCUAAAUAAGUGGGAUCAACAACGAAUUGGCAGUGAGGACGAGCAUAUGCCCUUGGAUAUCAUGAUUCAUCCUUGUAAAGCUGAAGCCACCAUCUGGCUUGUUGAAGAAGUUCACAGGCGCACAUCAUCACAUCAUCACGUGGCUAAAAUCUGGCAAUCUGACCCAAUGCACCAUGCUUUUGUAGACUCCAUUUUCCCAAAGUUAUGAAGCACAUCUCGACUUUAAGCUUGAUUUUGCUGGAUGUUCCUUGAUUGCAUGGGCAAGAGCUUUGAACUGUAUAACCUGCAUCUGAAAUGGAACACUUCUCUUAUGGUUGUUCCUUAAUGGUUA